Paramuricea clavata is the source of this 738-nucleotide messenger RNA. NCBI's taxonomy places the organism in Eukaryota, Metazoa, Cnidaria, Anthozoa, Malacalcyonacea, Plexauridae. The record is from the annotation of a GenBank genome assembly.
AUGGUUCUAAUCAAUCGCAAAUCUUUGAUUAAAUUGGUAAUGUGCCAACUUGCAUGUUCUCUUAUCAUUUGGAUAUCUACGAAGCCAGUAUCCCUAAACCAUCUACAAGAUCUACGCUUGAUCAAACCACGGUACGAUAACCUUCCAACACAGAUAAAGUAUCAAACCACAAUAAAUUCUACUAUCAAGAUCAAAAGGGCCCAACCACCCACUAACUUUUACUACAAUUCCACCGCAUUAUUCAGGCCUACAAUACAAUUAAUGCACGACAUUGAAUUGAACCCUGGACCAACAAACCAACCUCACGAAAACGGUUGUUUUGAUCUUCUUAAGAAAACCAAAGGAUUGAUAAUUGGCCACCUAAACAUCCGAAGUAUUAAACGUGCAAAUCAAUUGGAUAAAAUAAAAGCACUCUUAAUUCGGAAGCAUACCAUUCACGUCAUUUCAUUCUCUGAAACGUGGCUCAAUGACUCUUGGCCGGACGACAUGCUCUACAUCCCAAAUUAUACGUUUAUUCGACUCGAUAGAUCGAACACUUCCGUUGGAGGAAUCAUCACUUACAUCCAUAACGACGUGCCGUUUACCCAUAUUGAAUCUACGUGUAUUGAGAUCAAACUCCAUUAUGUAUCACCAAUCUUAUUACUCAACGUUUACAGACCACCAUCGGCAGACAGUUCUCAUGACUACUGCUUGACAGAAAUUAUGGAGAGAGUAGCAUCAGAAAGUAAGGAAUGCUAG